Amoebophrya sp. A25 is the source of this 2171-nucleotide messenger RNA. The record is from the annotation of a GenBank genome assembly. NCBI's taxonomy places the organism in Eukaryota, Dinophyceae, Syndiniales, Amoebophryaceae.
UUUUCAAAAAAAUGUCCCAUCAACAGAAUGCACUCGCCGCGCAGGUCGCAGCACAGCUGCGGGUGCUGCAGCAGCAGCAGCAGCAGCUGUAUCAGCAACAGCAGAUGAUUCAGCAGCAGGGCCAGGCUGCUGCUCUUGCUAGCACUCAGUAUCCGAAGGCUGGCCAUCAACAGCCAUCAGUGGGAAGUCACCAGCCGAAGGCGGGACUGCAGCAGCCUCAGACGUGCUCUCAACAGCCGAGGGCAGGCUUUCAACAGCCGAAGGCGAGCUUUCAGCAGCCGCAAGCGGGCUCUCAACAGCCGAAGGCGGGCGUUCAGCAGCAUAAUCGCUAUGGUGUAGCAAACACUACGCUGUCGCGCCCAGGACCAUACACGACCAACCAGCUUGCGUCUAAUGCGUCAGCCUCGGGUGUGAACAGGCAUGGACCUCCAGGUGCUUCUUGAUAUAGUGUUUUUCGAGGCUGGAUAUGUGUGGUUGCUUGUGCAUUAAAAAAAUAGCGUAUGCGUCAGAAAAUACAACUUGACUAGUACCCAAGUCGUUUUCUUCAUGGGUAGAAAUAUUAAACAGGUACUACGGGCGUUUCGCAAUUCGCGAGGCCAGUCGGCGCCUCGAGCAGUCAGCCUGCUGUCCUGACAACUGCUCAGACAUCGCGAUCAACUGCUGUCCCGUCUGUGCAAGUGAGCGAACUGCAGAAAAAGAGCAACGAAAUCAGCAUGCUCUAUGAGAAGUAUUGGGCUGCAACGAACGCAACAACGGCUGAGCAAAAGAAGCUUCAAGUCGCGCAGAAGGAACUGCAAGACGCAAAGGCGGAGCUGGAUGAAGUGCGCAAGUUCAGCACGUACUGGGAAAACGAGACCAAGGAGAAAGAGCAAUCUUUGCAGGCGCUUGAGGCAGAUAUGCAGUUGGCGCGCAAGUGCGAAGAGGAUGCCCGUGUGCACAAGGCUGCAGCGGAUGCGGAGUUCACGUCGCUACGAGCAGCUUUGCAGCGGUCUAACGAGCUGGCGCAGGGGCGACUAGAUGAUCUGCGGAAAGCUCGCGAUGAGCUUCGUAGUGCGGACGAGCGUCUGCGUGAAGCAUGGGCUCGUGCGCGAAAUGAUGUGGAGCUCGUCAAGCUGACCCAUGAGCAGCGCAGAACCGAUCUGGCCGAUGAGUCCCUUGUUCUAGGCGAACAGGUGAAGACGCUUGAGGCCAGUGUGAAGCAUGAAGGUGAGCGUGCUGAUCGCUUUGAGGCGGAGGUGAAGGUGCUGGCGGCACAGCAGACGGAGUUGUCGAAAAAGCACAAGGCAGAGCUGGAAGCUGUGGCGGCUAAGAUGGAUCGCACGGAGACGGUGAACAGCCUCACAUCCGCUCUGGAGGAGGCAACAAAACAGAACAAGGACCUCAAGAUCAAACUCAGCGACGAGAUCGCAGAAAAGGAGAAGCUGCGUUCUGAAAUCGCUUCGAACCGUGGCGAGCUUGAGGCCAUCGAAGAGGAGUACAACAAGCAGACGGUGGAACUGAUGGCGCACCUAGAUCACUUGGCCAUGCAGUCGCAACUGUUGGAGGAGAAGCGCCGAGAGGAUGACGAGCUUCGCCGCAGCCACCUUGCGCAGGAAGGGGUCGUCUACUGCUCAUCGAACUCAGACGAAGAGAACGUCUUAUCUCCUCUAACACGAGACGAAGAAGCACAGCUGAGGGCGGGCGCGCCAUGCGGCAACGUUAGUGGAGAUCUGUUCGGUGACUCGGAUGAGCCGAUUGUGAUCACAUCGACUUCGGACGAUGAGGCGGUUUUGCCUGGUCUCGUUUAUGCAGGUUCAGGCGAGACCGCUGCAGUCUCUUCGUCUAGUUGAUGAAGCUCCGGCUGCUUCGGGCGAGGUCGUUGCGACUUCUUCAUCUCCGAUUGAGAUUCAGCCAGCGCCUGCUCCGGUUGAAGAUGAAGAUGAGAAGUGCUGGGCAUGUGCCGCGCACAGCGACAAGGGUGGUCUCUGGUGGCCCACUCCUGAUUGAUAGAGUUGUGAUCGUAUGAGAAAUUUAUUAAGCUAAGUGUACACUUGAAAUAUGUAUAAAGAGUAGUAUGAGACAACUUUGAAAUUUAAUCUGUAAAAAAGUGAGAUCUUCAAAGCCGAGCAUUCCAAAUAUUUUGUGCAACUUCUGUAAAGAUCUGAAGCUAGCUACUGCGACCCAUCAAAGAA